UAUUCUAUUAGUGUUCUCUGAAUAGUCGUUAAGUGUAUAUCUGAACUGUACAUAGAGAAUUUUGUUAUUUCCGCUAAGAGAUUCCGCGUGCAUUACUUCUAAAUUAGUGUUACAAACAACAUACACACACACAUAUCAGCGAUCACGCUCAAGUAUCGACAUGUACGCGUCGCAUCAACUGGAGAAAUUUUAUGAAGAUUUUCCUUUUUAUAAUAAGUAUCCUUCCUAUAACAACUUCUUCUAUCCGAAUGUGUGUCACUAUUGUAAGAAGAAGGAUAAUGGCAAAUUCAUGACGUGUGAUGAUUGCUUCAUGAUCACUUACUGUAACAUGGAUCACAGACUGCGUGACUAUGCGUCUCAUAUGCAGAUCUGCGAGGUUUUGCGAAAGCUCUUUAAAAGCCAUUCAAAAUUCUGGAUACAUUUAAAAUUAUACUUGGAGCAAUGGAUCGAGAUGAGAAAAGAAUUUCUAAAUUUAAUCAGUCUACAAUUGCAACGUGACUUGAAGCCGUACGAAGUGCAAAUGAUCACGUUGACAAAAUCGUGUUUUAUUUGUCAUAAACAGAUGAACAUCCACACUUGCAAGAGGUGCUAUUCCGUCAACUAUUGCCCUAAGCAUAUUGAUCGCUUGGGGAAACAUCACAGUUGCAGCGAGCUGAUGUUGUGUUUCCAGAUAGAUUUCGAACUAGCGUUCUUUUCAAAUAAUAAGAUGAAAUUCGUCGAGUUUCCCAAUGAGGAUAAGCCUGUUGUCAACAUGGAUACAUUUAUUGAACAAUAUGUUUGUCCGAAACAAUAUAUCAACGGUAUCUUUAGCAAGAAUGUUCUAGCUUAUUUUUAUUCUGAUUACGUGUCAGGACCGCUGACCACAUACUAUGGGAUGCAGAAAAUACAUUUUCUUUAUCCAUAUUCGUGUUAUGUUAUUCAUAUAAUAGCUGCAAAUUUCGUCGACAGAGAAUAUUUGGCAGCUUGGGAACUUCUCCUACAUCUUUUGCCUAAGAUAAACCAUCUGAAAAUUAUUUUAAUAGGACCGGUAUUGUGUACAGAUUAUAAUAAUAUCGAAGUCUGUCCUGAGAGAUGUAUAAAACACAAAACCUUUAAUUUUGAAACUCAUCGCAUGUUAUAUUAUGAUUAUGCGAACAGUAAGAAGUAUACGCGACCAUAUUUAAUUGUAGGAUUUCAAACAAAUCUCAGUGAUUGGGAAAAAUUGGAGAACACGAUUUUAAAAAUAAAGAAUCAAGAUUGUCCGUUGCUUUUAACCGCAAAGUCGAAACUUCAAGCCAAUCAAAACGUAAAUAAAAUAAAAAAAAUUCUAUUUUCAUCUUCAAAGCUUGUAUAUCAUGGCGAAAAUAUGUUUAGUUCCCACAGACCAUACAGAGACUUUGAGAGCAACGAUGUGUCUUAUCGUAAUAAGUAUUUAAGUAUCUAUGAGAAAUUGUAAUUAUAAUAAAUUGUAAUUUAUUGUUGCUCUCUGAAAAACUUUUGAAGUUCCCGUGUAGAAUCGUAAUAUCACUUUGGUAAUCAUUGUAAACAUAGAAUACAAAAUUAUGUAUAAAUUGUUAGAUAAGAUUGUCUCCGUGAAUAAGUUAUGUUUUUAAUAAAGAAUGUCCAUGCUGUAAUGCAUAUAUCUUAAUUAUUAUGAAUAAAGAGAAUUA
This is a messenger RNA of Odontomachus brunneus, 1649 nucleotides long. RefSeq lists its product as uncharacterized. The record is from RefSeq and is a predicted model, not a curated record. The coding region runs from base 161 to 1435 and encodes 424 amino acids. Gene Ontology annotation, cellular component: extrinsic component of mitochondrial inner membrane. The transcript has a single exon. NCBI's taxonomy places the organism in Eukaryota, Metazoa, Arthropoda, Insecta, Hymenoptera, Formicidae.